Molecule: messenger RNA, 2756 nt
Organism: Paramuricea clavata
Lineage: Eukaryota; Metazoa; Cnidaria; Anthozoa; Malacalcyonacea; Plexauridae
Source: the annotation of a GenBank genome assembly
GUUUGCUUUCCUCAUGGCCGGAACAGUUCGCAUUUCUCCUGACGAUCUAGUCGAUGUUUUAGCAAAAUUAGCGAAGGAUGGUAAUCUCCAAGUAUCCGUGAAACAAAGCGUGAAAGGGGGAGUAAUCGCUGGCACUGGCGCAACGGUUGGCGGAUUACUUGGAGGUCCCGUUGGUAUUGCUGUUGGCGCCACAAUUGGUACGUAUAUCAAGGGUUGCAAUUCUUAUCUAAUAAUAUCUUCUUAUAUUAGUUAUAUAAUAUAUCAAUAUUCUCAUCUAUUCCACUAGCUUGUAAAGUAUAUGGUAUGAACCGUGUCACAAUUUUCCCUCUCACCACAAACGAUUGUUCAAAUGUUAAGCUGUUACUGUUGUCAUAAACUAAGUUAAUUCCACUUUGAAAUUUCUUUUCGGAUGUUUGUCAGUCAAAGCCGUGAUAAAUUUCACUAUCGGAGGCAUUUAAAACUAGGUUUUCUGUUCUCUACAAAUGCAUGACUUCGUAAACCAAUGUUUCUCAGAUUUGCUGUUUCUAGGAAAUUUGCAUAUGGGUGAGCCACAAGGCACACUAAGGGGCCGAUGUAGCCUCAUCUGCAAGGAGUGGCCGUUGCAGGUUUUACAUGGGGUAGUGCUCGAUAGGAGGGGCCUGUACCGGGUUCCGAAAUCCCGACCGAUUUUCACUUCAAAUCCCGUUAUCCCGCCAUGGCUCAUCCCAAUUUCCCGCUCCCGACUUUUUUUCUAACACUGUUCAACGUAUUAUGAUUUAAAGAACAUGGUAACGACAUAAGAUACAAUUUGAAUACACUAGAAUACAAUACAACAAAGUUUAAAAUAAUCAAUUACUCUAAAUCGCGACUCUCAUGAAAGCAGCAAUCAUAUACAUGUAAAUGGGGGAUUGAUGGGGGUCAAAUGUUCGAUAUCAUCCUUGAAAACAGUAAUUUCGAGCACACAAACAAAUGACAACAGAUCAGCUAACGUACAGCUACAAGUUUUGUUGAUUUAUCCCGCUAAUCGUGGGUUACUUCCCGCAUAUCGCCAUGGUAUUUUUAUUAAUCCCACUUCCCGCGAUUGAAUAAAAUCCCACUUCCCGCCAAUAUUUCUCUUAAAAUCCCGAAUCCCACUUGAAUUUUAGACGCAUCCUGCAAAACCGGUACAGGCCCCUCCGAUAGGGGCACGCACAUUAUGCUUAAAAAAUUGCCUAUUAUAUGCUUAUGCUUAGUGCUCCUGACUUUGCCUAUUAUGCUCAAAUUUUUUCCCUAUUAUCCUGUUAAUUAUGCUACCUCAUAUUCAAUUUUCAAUUUAACGUAAAUUCAGGUACGGUAAUUUAAUUAACGCUUGUUAUAUUGUAGCAUAACGGAGGUCCAAGCAACAGGCGGUUGGCGCAUAUGCUUAUUAUGUAAUUAGUACUAAUUACGUUGGCAAAAUGACGUAAUACCAAAACUUUUGCCUAUUAUGCUCACUUUCUGAAAAUUUUGCCUAUUAUGCUCAGUCUCAAAAAAGCGCCCUAUUAUGCUAAAAGAAGUGCCAGCAUAAUGUGCAUGCCCCUAGUGCUCAAGGGAACCUGCCCACUCUCCUCUGCAGUCUGCAACGUUACUAUCCCAACGUUACCAGUAUUUGAGAUGGCAGAAUCUGUGUGUUCGCCGUUACGUUUGACAUUAUCUUUUGUUUGUGAAGUUUAUAUCGGUUUUUAUCACAUACUGUAUGUGUGACUGGACAUUUAUGAUAUUUAUAGCACAGUACAGUAAAUUUGCUUGUUAAUUAAAGUACAGUAUAUUUGAAAAUAUAGCUGUGUAAAAACCUCGACAUGUUUACAUAAUUAUGUAACCAUGUUUAACUAAAGCAGCAAAUCAAUGAAAUCUUUUCAAGAAAUUGACACACGCUAACAGUGGAAGUUCCACUAACUGCUAUUCGAAAAGCAGAAAAUGUAUGGUCAAGCAGAUUUUUUAGGGUGGUGCUGGACUUUUCUUGGGGGUGCUAUAGGACACCACUAGGUGGGGUGCCCACCCUCACGGUAGAUCACCUCCCAUCACACAUGCACAUUCACCAGCCCUCGAAAACUGUCAAAAUCUAAAUCUAACCUAGGUUGGCACGUCUCGGCAUUUUUUUAAAUCUGUUUCCAUGUCUAAAGCACCAGUCAUCACGUAUUUGCGAAUCAUUGAAAUCGGAAUAUAAAUUAAAGCAUGCUUUUUUCGCAAGCUACAGUAACACGACGGCUUUUCUUUUGGAGUCGCUGACUCUUUAACAGCUAUCAGCACCGACAAAUUUUUACUUUGACUGAAUUAAGGUUGGCAAAAAUUUGCCAACCUGGGAGGUUGAUAUUUAGGUCGACAUGGCCGAAUGCUGACCUCAUUUUGGAGGGCUGCAUUCACACAAUAUUUUUUACUGCCAAGGUGGACUGAUUGGUGCAUAUACAACCAGUGGUACAUUCAAAUCGGUGUGUUCAAUAUUACAAGAGUUAACUCCAAUCGAGAAGGAGAAAUUGCAUCGAUCAAUCACGAUGGCACUUGGAGAUGUCGGCAUGCUGGAUGUUGCUGCUGUGGGAGUACUUAUAGCAACAGAUCAAGUAUACAAACAGCAAAUGAUUGGGGCGAUGAUGGAGUACUUUAGGGAUGAAUUACAAAUGGAAGUUGUUGAGUGACACAGAAGUAAAGUGGCAAUCUUGUGGGAUGCUUCAAUGUUUUUGAGUGAUCUGAUUUCAAAUAACACCAAAUAUUAAAUUUAUUUAUUAGAAUAACUGUAAAGCCGCAAGAAUAUACAGCACCAU